CCUCUUUCCCAGAGCCUGGCAGUGAGGAACGAAAACUUCCUGGCCUGGGAUCCGGGCCGCUCUGUCUCCCAACCCGCCAAUCCCGCCUACUAGUGCCUGGCGCUUCCCCACACCUCCCCCGCUACCCCAGUGUCCGCCAUGGCCAAAGCCUACGACCACCUCUUCAAGUUGCUGCUGAUCGGGGACUCGGGGGUGGGCAAGACUUGUCUGAUCAUUCGCUUUGCAGAGGACAACUUCAACAAUACUUACAUCUCCACCAUCGGAAUUGAUUUCAAGAUCCGCACUGUGGAUAUAGAAGGGAAGAAGAUCAAACUACAAGUCUGGGAUACAGCUGGCCAAGAGCGAUUCAAGACGAUAACUACUGCCUAUUACCGUGGAGCCAUGGGCAUUAUACUAGUAUACGACAUCACAGAUGAGAAAUCCUUUGAGAAUAUUCAGAACUGGAUGAAAAGCAUCAAAGAGAAUGCCUCAGCUGGGGUGGAGCGCCUCUUGCUGGGGAACAAGUGUGACAUGGAGGCCAAGAGGAAGGUGCAGAAGGAGCAGGCUGAUAAGUUGGCUCGAGAGCAUGGAAUUCGAUUUUUCGAGACAAGUGCCAAAUCCAGUAUGAAUGUGGAUGAGGCUUUCAGUUCCCUGGCCCGGGAUAUCUUACUCAAGUCAGGAGGCCGGAGAUCCGGAAAUGGCAACAAGCCCCCCAGCACUGACCUGAAAACUUGUGACAAGAAGAACACCAACAAGUGUUCCCUGGGCUGAGGAUCUUCUCUUGCCUCCCUACCCUAAGUGUGAAGGCUGAACCUGAGGGAGGCAGGGUGAGGGGCUGGGCAGGGGAGAAAUAGCAGUGGGGCAUGAAGGGAUAGAUGGGUAGAUGGCAAGAAGAAUGAGUAUGAAAGGGAGGGAAAAAAAGGAAAGAGAAAGGAAAAGAAAGAAAGGAGAGGCGAAGGGAGGGGGAAAGAAUUGAGGAAGUGAAAGAAGGUGAGGAAGUAGGAAGAGAGGGAGGAGGAAAGGAAGGAUAGAUGGCCUCAGGCCUCAGACCUUCCCAGGGUUUUCAGGGCAAAUAUAAAUGUAAAUACAUUGUUCCGAGAUCAGGUUUUAGGGUCCUGUGAGAGGCUGGCUCAGCACCACUCUCUCAAGGUCUGGUCCUAUCCUGUCACUCUACAUGGUCUUUCUCAAUAUUAAAGGCCACCAUUUGCACAAAUGA
Molecule: messenger RNA, 1195 nt
Organism: Galeopterus variegatus (Sunda flying lemur)
Lineage: Eukaryota; Metazoa; Chordata; Mammalia; Dermoptera; Cynocephalidae
Gene: RAB13
Product: RAB13, member RAS oncogene family
Exons: 8
Coding region: 139-750 (203 amino acids)
Biological process (GO): cellular response to insulin stimulus; Golgi vesicle fusion to target membrane; regulation of exocytosis
Cellular component (GO): trans-Golgi network transport vesicle; plasma membrane; endosome
Molecular function (GO): GTP binding; GTPase activity
Source: RefSeq, a predicted model, not a curated record